CUGGGCGAGCAGGCCAGCUGGGCUAUGGUUUGGUGCCUCAAUCUGGCCAUCUUCAGCCUGGUCAUCAGCCAGGGGGCUGACGGUCGAGGGAAGCCUGAGGUGGUGUCAGUGGUGGGCCGGGCUGGGGAGAGCACAGAGCUGAGCUGCGACCUCCCUCCGGCCGGCCGGCCCCCACUGCAUGUCAUCGAGUGGCUGCGCUUUGGAUUCCUGCUUCCCAUCUUCAUCCAGUUCGGCCUCUACUCUCCCCGAAUCGACCCUGAUUACGUGGGGCGAGUCCGGCUGCAGAAGGGGGCAUCCCUCCUGAUCGAGGGGCUCCGGGAAGAAGACCAAGGCUGGUACGAGUGCCGCGUGCUUUUUCUGGACCAGCACCCUCCCGAGGACGACUUUGCUAACGGCUCCUGGGUGCACCUCACAGUCAAUUCGCCCCCACAAUUCCAGGAAACACCUCCUGCAGUGCUGGAAGUGCGGGAACUGGAGCCAGUGACCCUACGUUGCGUGGCCCGUGGGAGCCCCCAGCCUCAUGUGACUUGGAAGCUCGGCGGACAGGACCUUGGCCAGGGCCAGGCGCAAGUGAGUCCUGGGCUGGGCAGGGUGCAAAAUGGGACGCUGUGGAUCCAGCGGGUGGAACGGGGCAGUUCUGGGGUCUACACCUGCCAAGCCUCUAGCACCGAAGGCAGCGCCACCCACGCCACCCAGCUGCUGGUGCAAGGGCCCCCAGUCAUUGUGGUGCCCCCCAAGAACAGCACGGUCAAUGCCUCCCAGGAUGUUUCCUUGGCCUGCCAGGCUGAGGCGUACCCUGCGAACCUCACCUACAGCUGGUUCCAAGACAGCAUCAAUGUCUUCCACAUCAGCCGCCUGCAGCCCCGGGUGCGGAUCCUGGUGGAUGGGAGCCUGCGGCUGCAGACUGCCCAGCCCGAUGAUGCUGGCCGCUAUACCUGUGUGCCCAGCAAUGGCCUCCUGCGUCCACCCUCAGCCUCUGCCUACCUCACCGUGCUCUACCCAGCCCAGGUGACGACGAUGCCUCCUGAGACACCCCUGCCUAUAGGCAUGCGGGGGGUGAUCCGGUGUCCUGUUCGUGCCAACCCCCCACUGCUCUUUGUCAGCUGGACUAAGGAUGGCCAAGCCCUGCAGCUGGACAAGUUCCCCGGUUGGUCCCAGGGCACAGAAGGCUCGUUGAUCAUUGCCCUGGGAAAUGAGGAUGCCCUGGGCGAAUACUCCUGCACUCCCUACAAUAGUCUCGGUACUGCAGGGCCCUCCCCGGUGACUCGUGUGCUGCUUAAGGCUCCCCCAGCUUUUAUUGAACGUCCCAAGGAGGAGUAUUUCCAGGAAGUAGGGCGGGAGCUACUCAUCCCUUGUUCUGCCCAAGGAGACCCUCCUCCUACUGUCUCUUGGACCAAGGUGGGCCGGGGACUGCGGAACCAGGCCCAGGUGGACAGCAAUAACAGCCUGAUCCUACGGCCACUGAGCAAGGAGGCCCAUGGGCUCUGGGAGUGCAGUGCCAGCAAUGCUGUUGCCCGAGUGACCACCACCACGAAUGUCUACGUGCUGGGCACCAGCCCUCACGUUGUCACCAAUGUGUCUGUGGUGCCUUUGCCCAAGAGUGCCAAUGUCUCCUGGGAGCCUGGCUUUGAUGGUGGCUAUCGGCAGAGAUUCAGUGUCUGGUACACCCCAUUGGCCAAGCGUCCUGACCGAGCACACUAUGACUGGUUGUCCCUGGCAGUGCCAGUGGGAACUGCUUACCUCCUAGUGCCAGGGCUACAGCCUCACACCCAGUACCAGUUCAGCAUCCUAGCCCAGAACAAGCUGGGGAGUGGUCCCUUCAGCGAGAUCGUCUUGUCUGCCCCUGAAGGACUUCCUACUACACCAGCUUCCCCCAGGCUUCCCCCCACAGAGGCGCCUCCUCCCCUGUCCCCUCCCCGAGGUCUGGUGGCAGUGAGGACACCUCGGGGGGUGCUUCUGCAUUGGGAACCCCCAGAACUGGUCCCUAAGAAGCUAGAUGGCUACGUGUUGGAGGGCAGGCAAGGUGCCCAGGGCUGGGAGGUGCUGGACGGGGCCGUGAGAGGUACAGAAAUGCAGCUGCUGGUUCCUGGGCUCAUCAAGGAUGUCCUCUAUGAGUUCCGCCUUGUAGCCUUUGCCGGCAGCUAUGUCAGUGAUCCCAGUAACACGGCCAACGUCUCUACUUCAGGCCUGGAGGUCUACCCUUCGCGCACGCAGCUUCCUGGUCUCCUGCCCCAGCCGGUGCUCGCUGGAGUGGUGGGCGGUGUCUGCUUCCUGGGCGUGGCCGUCCUAGUGAGCAUUCUGGCUGCCUGCCUCAUGAACCGGCGCAGGGCUGCCCGCCGCCGCCGCAAGCGCCUGCGCCAAGACCCACCUCUUGUCUUCACGCCGCCCAGGAAGUCCACUUUGCACUCUGCUCCGGGCUCGGCCAGUCCUGACAGUGUGGCAAAGCUGAAGCUCCAAGGCUCCCCAGCACCCAGCCUGCGCCAGAGUCUGCUCUGGGGAGAGCCCACUGGACCCCUCAGCCCCCCUCCAGAUCCUCUACCUAGCCGGGGUCCCUUACCCCUGGAGCCCAUUUGCCGGGGCCCAGAUGGCCGCUUUGUGAUGGGAUCUAACCUGGGGGCUCCUCAAGAAAGGUCAGACCACCCAGAGCAGCUGGACCCUCGGACUGCAGCCCUACGUCAGGCCCCGUCAUUUGACUGCAGCAGUAGCAGCCCCAGUGGGGCCCCCCAGCCUCUCUGCAUUGCAGACAUCAGUCCUGUGAGACCCCCUCUGGCAGCCCCACCCAGCCCCCUGCCAGGUCCUGGCCCUCUGCUCCAGUACUUGAGCCUGCCUUUCUUUCGGGAGAUGAAUGUGGAUGGGGACUGGCCUCCCCUUGAGGACCCCAACCCUGUCUCACCCCCACAUUACAUGGAUACCCAUCCUUGCCCCACCUCAUCUCUCCUUCGGCCCCUGGACUCUCCCCCCGGUUCCCCCAGGACAAUGCUCCCUGGGGUUCUAGUAGGGACUGGGACCACCCCAGAACCCCCUUACACAGCAUUGACUGACUGGACCUUGAGGGAGCGGCUGCUGCCAAGCCUUCUCCCUGCUGCCCCUCGGGGAAGUCUCACCAGCCAGAGCAGUGGGAGGGGCAGUGCUUCUUUCCUUCGCCCCCCUUCCACAGCCCCCUCUGCAGGAGGUAGCUACCUCAGCCCCGCUCCAGGGGACACCAGCAGCUGGGCCAGUGGUCCUGAGAGGUGGCCCAGAAGGGAGCAUGUGUUGACAGUCAGCAAGAGGAGGAACACAUCUGUGGAUGAGAACUAUGAGUGGGACUCAGAAUUUCCUGGGGAUAUGGAACUGCUGGAGACCCUGCACCUGGGUUUAGCAGGCCCCCGAUCCCGACUUGAAGCAGAGCCAGAAUUAGGUACUAAGACCCUAGAGGAAAGCUGCCCUCUGAACGCUACUCAUGCUCCUGGCCCCGAGGCCCGCUGUGCUGCCCUUCGAGAGGAAUUCCUGGCUUUCCGCCGCCGCCGAGAUGCCACUCGAGCCCGGUUCCCAGUCUAUAGACAGCCAGUUACCCACCCUGAACAGGCUACUCUGCUGUGA
Chrysochloris asiatica (Cape golden mole) is the source of this 3579-nucleotide messenger RNA. RefSeq names its product immunoglobulin superfamily, member 9 (gene IGSF9). Gene Ontology annotation, molecular function: protein binding. The record is from RefSeq and is a predicted model, not a curated record. Gene Ontology annotation, biological process: cell-cell adhesion. NCBI's taxonomy places the organism in Eukaryota, Metazoa, Chordata, Mammalia, Afrosoricida, Chrysochloridae. The transcript has 20 exons. Bases 25 to 3579 code for a protein of 1184 amino acids.